AUAUUAUAAUGUUAUAUUUUGGGAUUCAAUAACACUGUACAGUAAACUCCAUGUUGCGAGCACAAUAUGAAUUACCUGGGUUAUUCGAGAUGUGAUCGAUCAAAACUCAGUAAUUAAUUGUCUCUUUGCACGGCAAAACUUUCAGAAAAUGAGACGAUAUUCACAUUGCAUUGAUGUGAUGAAGUAUUACGUCCUGUGGCUCUUAAUAAUCCUAAUCUGAUGAAAAUGUCCCCAACAUAUGCGACGGCCGAGCGUGGUCAGUUUGUACGUGAUCUUCUAUAAUAAGGACCAUCAGUCGCUGUAAUCGCGCGAGAUUAUCGCGCCUUUCUUGGGUGAUAAUAGGCCAUGAUUACAAGCUUGUGACGAAUCCUCUGUCCACAAUUUACGGUACGACUAGCUGGUCUACAAGGAGGUACCUGCCAUCAUUCCCGUUCCAACCCCAAGCCUCCUUUUCUCUCCAUGUCCGCGAGGUGAAGUCCCGCGAGAUUCCCGCGAGAUAUUGUAGCAGAAGAAGAAGCUCUGCAGCUCUGGCAUGUAAUGAUUUUUAAUUCGUCAGAUUGAUGUAGUUUUUAUAGCAGUCGGUAAAGGAUGUAGAAUUUCUUUGCAUCGAUCAGACAUCGAGAGAAAGGAGAGGUAAGCGAUCGAUACGACCGUCACGGCCGACGCUCAACUGACAAGAAACAAAAGUUCCGGAGAGAGAACCGCUCCGUGCGGAAACCAUCCAAUUUCAUUGAUUUCUUUUUAGCUCUGACUUUCAUUCGCAAACCGGUAAGUUGAUCUCAUUAUCCAUAUAUUCAUUAUUGAAGAGAGUAAUGAACAGAGGUGCUUAUAAUGACACAGAUCCGAACGGUUCCGAAUUGGCAGCUAAAACAUCCCCGAGUGCCACGUCUGGUGACGUAGAUAGUCCCCCGCGCGAUAGAAAAUGUCGUCUGCUUUAAUUGAAACAGUAAGAUGUGUGAAAAUCUGAUAUUUUGUCUUUUCUUGUAGUUGACAUUUAUAGAUUAUUGAAAGGUUAAAUCCACAAUUCCUCUCGCUUAGUAUUGUGUUUCCGCUGCGACCAGAAAACGGCACCAAAAGCAGACCAUCUUGUAAACUCGCGUUAAGACUCCAACACACAAGCUGUACGUAUCGGUGAUAUUAUGUUGUGAAGUGUAACAUUAAAGAAAACUGAUAAUUAGCGAAAUAAUCACAAUGUGGUAUUGAUCGCAGCCCAAUGGCAGAUUCUCACAAAUUUAAUGAAGCAGUGAUCACCCCUGACAGGUUCAACGUCUGCUCGGUGCUCCGGACUGGAAGUGAGGACUUUUACUUUCGGUGGAAUUGAGUACUGUGUGUGGCAUUAAAUUUGAGAACUGUGUGUUGGCACUGGAACUAAGGCCUUGUGGCGUCCUCGAGUUGAGGUCCUGCUGAGGUUUGAGGUCUUGUGGUGUCCUUUGAAUUGCCUUUUGGAGGCCUUGUGCGGUGCUUAACGUCUUGCGGUGUUAAUUCAUGAUGAUGUCAUGGAUUGCGUGACAAAAUUCGACAUUGAGUUGGACAAGGAUAUCUUCUACGCUGGAGAGACCUUGACCGGACACAUUAUUGUGCAGAAUACAGAGAACAUCAAAGUACAAGGGAUAAGACUUCUUUUGCGCGGCAAAUCCCACGUGGAAUGGAAGGUCACCAAGGCGGGGGAGAGGCGGACGGUGAAGGAUGACGAAUACUACAUCGACGAAAAGAAGGUGGUGUGGGGGAAAGAUAAAAAGGAAGUCGAAGGAGGUGUUCCCAUCAUGCCACGUGGUAACCAUAGAUACAACUUCCAAUUCAAACUUCCAGAGAGUACUCUGCCGUGCUCGUUUGAGAGUAAAGUGGGCACCAUUAGGUACUAUCUACGGGCAACCAUGGACAUGCCCGUGUCUUCCUCUCCCCAGAGCAAAAAGUACUUCUCUAUCAUUGGUCCCCACAUCGACUGUAUGGACGAGCGCUACCUAACCCCGUCCCGGGCCAGUGACAAGCGCUACUCCUGUUGCUUCUGUUGCUCACAGGGCCCCGUGGCUUUGGAGGCAGUGCUAGAAAGAAGUGCCUACUGCGCAGGCGAAAAUAUCAAGCUCCGCGCAGAAAUACAAAACGGAAGUGACCAAGAUGUGUGGCUUGUGUGUAAACUAGUGCAGCAUGUAGAGUUUUUUAUCAACAAAGGAGUUCUAGGUUUAUGCAAAGAAGCCUCGCACAAAGUGUGGCAAUAUCGCGGGGACACGGUGCGCGCCCAUGCGACGGAGAAGUUUGACGAUCUCCAGCAGUACCUUCAACUUCCGGUGGUUCCGCCUUCCAUGGUGGAUGUUUGUAGUUUAGUUCAAAUUUAUUAUACACUAAAGGUCUGCCUGGUGAUGGAGGAGUCGGGGGAGGUGCUGGACCUCCACUUCCCGGUCACUGUGGCUACGACGCCUUACAGGAUCCCUAACGCACCUUAUCCUAUACUACAGUACGAUCACUGUGUCCCUAACGUGGAGGGCGGAAUGUACGUGAGCUCCGAGUUCCAGCUGGGUCAGGUGUACAUGGGGGACGGGGAGGAGGAGACGGACGAGGUCAUCCUUUUCCGGCCCCUCUACGUCUGCGUGCCCCACGAGCGCCUCCAGAUCAACAGCCUGGAAAAGGAAGGCGGAGUCAGUCGCGCGGCGUCCCGGAUGUCGAUGACACGGUUGAGUGACCGACUCAAGUUCAAGGAGCCCCGGGUCACGGUCAUAUCCUCGGAGAGAGACUCUGCUAAAACGGACAGCGAGGAGGCUUCCCCCUCCCACGUGACCUCUCACGCGGACGGACUUUCACCACUGUUUGCCCAAGUUGACCUUGAGUCACAGUUUAAUCAAAAACCAUCAGAUGACCUGACCAAGGGGCAGUUGGAGGACGUCUGUGAACAAGACACGGACCCUCACUGUUCCGUCAAAAACACUGACAUUACAAACUCCGAGGUCAAGGUCUGUCUCGAUGUGACCGAUAGUCACCUUGAACUUCCCAAACAGACUUGAAUGAUGUCUGUGACAAAGUAUUACACAACAUGGCUUGCUCACAUCUUUUUUUUUGUGGACAACCUUGACCUUUAUUAUUUUUUCUUUAAGAUUUAUAAAGUGUCAAAUCAAAAAGUACGUAUAUAGCAGAAAUAUUUGUAUAUAAUUUUUAAUUUCUUGCACAUUUUUCUACGAACUAACGGAUUUUUCAUACGAGCACCUGUUGACGUUGUGUAGACAAGGCGUUGUGUUGUAUGGGUGGGGCUCUAAGCCGUGUGGUCAGGAUUCCGCUUGUUUAUUGGCGGUUGGUUGUGGUUUUAACCUACUUGUGACAUCUUUUGAUUAAUAUUUAAAGUACUAUCAUGGUGAUAGAUCUAAUAAAAGGAAUGUCAGUAGUCUCUAACAAUCAAAUCAAUAAAUAAUUUUCAGAAGUUAUUUUACUUCUAUGCAACGUAU
Molecule: messenger RNA, 3431 nt
Organism: Magallana angulata
Lineage: Eukaryota; Metazoa; Mollusca; Bivalvia; Ostreida; Ostreidae
Product: arrestin domain-containing protein 3-like
Exons: 7
Coding region: 1497-2996 (499 amino acids)
Biological process (GO): protein transport
Cellular component (GO): cytoplasm
Source: RefSeq, a predicted model, not a curated record